This is a messenger RNA of Porites lobata, 1348 nucleotides long. The record is from the annotation of a GenBank genome assembly. NCBI's taxonomy places the organism in Eukaryota, Metazoa, Cnidaria, Anthozoa, Scleractinia, Poritidae.
GUGAAUACCAUUGUGUUCAAAACAUCUUUCCUCCUGGUUCUUUUAUCUCUCUUGCAAUCUGUUUUUGCCCAGGAUUUUAUCAACUCGUGCGAUGGAAUCUUGAACGGAACCCGCUCUCAAAUCUGUCUGUCGGGACAGUGCCCACUACGAUGCUACACAAAUCCUUCAAACGAUCAGAGCUGCGAUCAAGUGUGUGUGGUGCAGCCAUGUGCUGCUCUAAGCUGCAAUUCGACCAAUUGCCUGCAGCGCUGUUUAUCAGGGGGGUGUAACUCGCUGGUAUGUACAGGCGCUGAUUGCACGCAAACCUGCUUGGGAAACUGUUCUGAAAUAAACUGCACAGUGACGGCAAAGUGCAACCAGCAGUGCGAGAAGGGGCACUGCGGCUUACGUGGCAUGGGUUAUGGUGUGGUGGAGCAGACCUGCGCUGAGAACUGCAAAGAUGUGAAAUGUAAGGCUGACAGGUGCAGACAAACCUGUGCAGGAAACGGGUGCAGUUUGGAGUGUCCUAUGGGUAAGUGAAGUAAUAUUCAUGGUCCUCGGAAUAACCAGAGACAGAUCUUAAGUGGGGGUGUCCUUUGAUAUCCGUGAAACCCUCGCUUAUUCUUAAACCUAACUAGGAGCUACUUUAAUGUGCUACUGCCCUAACCCUAAUUCUGACCUUGUAUCUGAGGUGACCCCUCCCCGCCACCCCUUACCCAAUCGAAUUCCUCGAUCCGCACCGGAAUGAAAUGUUGAAAUAAAACCGUAAUGAUCACAUGUAUCUGUUACAGGUUCUAGAGAGUGCACACAAGAUUGCAAAGGUCCUUGCAACAUGAAAUGUGAAGCUUCCGAGUGCGAAAGCACAUGUACCGGUGGUAGAUGCAACUUAGAAUGUGGCAACAGCGAAUCAAACCUCUGCGAGCAGACCUGUGCUCAUGGCACCUGCAACGUCAAGUGCACAGCGAAGAACUGUAAAAGCUCAUGCGCGGGUGGUCAUUGCGCCACGUUCGAUUGUAUCGCUGAUAACUGUACCCAGAAUUGCGGUCAAAACUGUGCCUACAUGAGGUGCCAAUCAAAGCAGUGUGUCCAGACAUGCACCAAAGGGAACUGUGAUAUGUACUGUGAGACCGGAGCAGAGAUGUGCGUGAUGUCGUGUCCCGGAGGAAACUGUAAACUGCACUGCGACGGACAGAAGUGUAGACGUGACUGCUCUGGAGGUGGAUGUUCGCAUUCUGGAUCGGGUGAAGAAGUUAGGAUCAGUACCGCGCAAAAACCACCCAAGGCUGACGCGCCGAGGGUGGUGUCCUUGCAUUUUACGUUAUUCCUGCCUGCGAUAGUAUAUCUCAUUUCCUGUAAGCUAAUAAUGUAA